This is a messenger RNA of Branchiostoma floridae (Florida lancelet), 1273 nucleotides long. Its product is annotated as zinc finger protein 239-like. Gene Ontology annotation, biological process: regulation of transcription by RNA polymerase II. The record is from RefSeq and is a predicted model, not a curated record. Gene Ontology annotation, cellular component: nucleus. Bases 62 to 1099 code for a protein of 345 amino acids. NCBI's taxonomy places the organism in Eukaryota, Metazoa, Chordata, Leptocardii, Amphioxiformes, Branchiostomatidae. The transcript is spliced from 2 exons. Gene Ontology annotation, molecular function: RNA polymerase II transcription regulatory region sequence-specific DNA binding; DNA-binding transcription factor activity, RNA polymerase II-specific.
GAAAGCAGCUCGACUCCCGGUUUACGCGAGGAAAAAACCCGUCAUAGGAAGCAGGUUAGACAUGGCAACAGCAGGACAUGGGUCUCAUACUGGAGUAGAGCAGAACCGCUAUGAUGGGUCUCUCGCCGAGGUUUUUCAGAUUGCCUGUGACAGCAAAUCAAGCGAUGCUGAACACCAGACGGCAGCACAGAAAGUCAACUUAAAAAACGCUGGUGAGAAACCCUUCAUGUGUGGCGAAUGUGGGUACAGGACAGCUCAUAGGUCUAACUUAUCCCGACACAUGAGAACCCAUACAGGAGAAAAAUCCUACAAGUGUGACCAGUGCGAGUAUUCCACAAUACGGAAAUCCCAACUUGGCUGCCACAUAGCAACAAAACACGGUGGUGAUAAACCCUACAUGUGUGGGGAGUGUGGGUACCGAACAGUUGAAAAGUCUAAGUUAUCCGUACAUAUGAGAACCCAUACUGGAGAAAAACCCUACAAGUGUGACCAGUGCAACUAUUCUGCAGCAAAGAAAUACACUUUAGUUACUCAUCAAGCAACACAUACCGGGGACAAACCCUACAUGUGUGGGGAGUGUGGGUACAGAGCAGCUCAAAGGUCUAGCUUAUCCCAACAUAUGAGAACCCAUACAGGAGAAAAACCCUACAAGUGUGGGGAGUGUGGAUUCAGGGCAGCUCUAAAGUCUGAUUUAGCCCGGCAUAUGAGAACCCAUACAGGAGAAAAACCCUACAAGUGUGACCAGUGCGACUAUUCUGCUACACAGAAAUAUUCUGUGGACAUCCAUAAAGCAGCAAUACACAGUGGCGAGAAACCCUACAUGUGUGGGGAGUGUGGGUACAGGGCAACACAAAGGUCUACUUUAUCCAAACACAUAAGAACGCACACAGGAGAAAAACCUUACAGGUGUGAUCAGUGCGAAUAUUCUACAGCACAGAAAGUCAAUUUGGACAGGCAUAUAGCAGCAAAACACACCCGCGAAAAACCCUUCAUGUGUGGGGAGUGUUAUUUUAGGACAGCUCGGAAGUCAACCUUGUCCAAACACAAGAGAGCCCAUAUGAAUGGGAAUGACCAAACAGUCAGAUUUGACAGUUACUAAAUAGUGAAUUGUCUGUUGAUAAGAUUUUUACAGUACAAAACACAUGGGAGAAAUCUAGUGUGAUCAGUGUCACAAUUCGACCAUGUGACCGAGUUUUGAUCAGAGACACCCUCAAAAACUGAUGACGAAUUGGCUUUGCGAAGAGCCUGGAUACAGGAAAAGUGACCGAUCAAA